UAAAUUCGAUAUACACUUUCCAAUCUAAAACUUUUCCUUUCCUAAAUUUUUACUCUUAUUAUUACCAAAAUUUUCUCUUAUCAUACUUCAGUAUUUUACUGUCCAUAGUCUUACCACACGCAAAAUCGCAUAUGAACUAUUCCAGUUGCUUUCUCCAUGUCCCCCAAAUUUGCAAUAUUCCCUUUCAGAUUCCCAAUAUUAUACACCCAAAAAAUACACACCUUGUCGCAUUUACUUCAAUGGUGGGGUUUCCAUUACCGUUGAGCUUUCUCCUGUAUAUUUUGCUUUGAUUCUUCCCCUUUUUUUCCUGGGUUUUGUCUGAUCUAACAACAUUUCCUAGCACAAAUUUCUCCUGCUUCAGUAAUUCUGCACUUUCUUGAGGAAAAGAAAGGUGGGGUUUUGUGGAAUUUUUUGAAUCUUGAAGGGUGGGUUCACAAUCAAGAAAAAGGUGAGAUCUUUUGCUGGAAAACCCCUUUUUAAUUUUUCGAAUCUUCUUUAUUUUUCUGGGCCCAUUUUCAGAAUUCUUUUCUUUACCUUAUAUGAUUGCUUAAUUUGCUUGGAUUGGGUUUUGUCCCCUUUUAAGGAAUCAUGGCAUAAUUUGGAGUAAAAUCAAUGUCAAUUUUCUUUUAAAAGAGGGAGAAGUUGCGUUUAUUUUCAAGGGUUAAUUGAAUUGGUUAUAUUAUUUGAUGGAUUGCUGUAAUGGGUAUGUGAAAUUGUAGCUUUUUUUAAUGGGAUUUAGUUUGGUUGUCUAUAUCAUUUGAUUGGUGUAACAAAGAAGAUUGGAGAAUUAUAUUUUGAUUGGUUGUUUUGAUUAUAUAAUUUGGUGGGAUUGUUUUGGCACUUGAUUUGACUACCUGGUAAUUGGUGUGUAUAAAUGGCGGGGGGUGUAGAUGUAUCCAAGUAUGCUCACUGUCCUGUUCAUAAGGCGAUUGUAACAAGAGACCAUGCCGCCCUCCGGAAAAUACUGUCCGGCCUACCGCGUCUUUCUGAUCCUGCAGAUAUUCGGUCUGAGGCAGCCUCCUUGGCCGAGGAAGAGAAGGCUGAUGCUAUUUCGGCUGUGAUCGAUAGGCGUGAUAAUGUGCCUAAUCGAGACACGCCCCUGCACCUUGCAGUGAAACUCAGUGAUGAGACUGCUACGGAGAUGCUUAUGAUGGCUGGUGCAGAUUGGAGUUUGCAGAAUGAGCAGGGGUGGAGCGCGCUGCAGGAAGCUAUCUGCAAUAGGCAGGAAGCGGUUGCCAAGAUUAUAGUUCGGCAUUACCAGCCGUUGGCUUGGGCAAAAUGGUGUAGAAGGUUGCCUAGGUUAGUUGCAACUAUGAGGAGGAUGAGGGACUUUUAUAUGGAGAUUACAUUUCAUUUUGAGAGCUCAGUGAUUCCUUUCAUUUCUAGGAUUGCCCCUUCUGACACCUAUAAGAUUUGGAAGACGGGUGCCAAUUUGAGGGCGGACAUGACUUUGGCAGGUUUUGAUGGUUUUCGGAUUCAACGUUCUGAUCAGAGUGUUCUUUUCCUUGGAGAGGGGUCUGAGGAUGGAAGGUUCCCUCCUGGAUCGUUAUGUAUACUCAAUCACAAGGAUAAGGAGAUAAUGAAUGCACUUGAUGGUGCUGGUGCUCAAGCUUCUGAAGCAGAGGUACAGCAAGAAGUGGCUUCCAUGUCGCAGACCAACAUAUUCAGACCUGGAAUUGAUGUGACUGAGGCUGUUCUUUUGCCCCAGCUCACUUGGAGACGCCAAGAGAAAACAGAAUCAGUUGGUCAAUGGAAAGCCAAGGUCUACGAUAUGCACAAUGUGGUUGUCAGCAUUAAAUCAAGGAAAGUCCCUGGGGCUAUGACUGAUGAUGAGUUUUUCUCUUCGUGCAAUGAUAAUGAGACAGACACUGAAGAACUCAACGAGAUUUUGUCGGAGGACGGAAGAAAGCAACUUGAACUUGCACUUAAGUCAGAUUCAUAUGAAGGAGCCAAUGAGGGCGUUGAUGACGGGAUUGUUGGGCCUCGCCAUAGUUGUUAUGAAUCCAGGGAGAUUCCUAUUGAGGACGUAAAUGGAUAUAACCAUGUGGACAGCAAACAUGAGAAAAAAGGAUGGUUUGGCAGUUGGAGGAAGCGGGAUCAGAAGUAUGAAGGACAAAGGAAACUUGUUCCUCCCAGAAGCUCCCUUUCUGUUGAUGAUAAAAGGAGUGAUGUCGGCAACAAUUCUCCUUCUAGAAAUGCAAUUAAACCGGGAAGGCAUUCCGUAGAUGUUGUAAGGGGGGAUGAGUCACAAAGAGGGAGGGACAAAAAAUCAUCUUCAUCAGGGAUGGUUGAGAGUGGCAAUCGUCACAAGGACGGAAGUCAGGAGAAUGAAUACAAAAAAGGACUUAGGCCUAUUCUUUGGCUAUCCUCUACCUUCCCACUACGUACAGAAGAACUUUUACCUUUGCUUGACAUCCUAGCCAACAAAGUGAAGGCAAUUCGGCGUCUAAGAGAACUGUUAACUACAAAACUUCCCAUGGGAACAUUCCCUGUCAAGGUUGCUAUACCAGUGGUUCCUACAAUUAGAGUAUUAGUUACUUUCACAAAGUUCGAGGAAAUACAACCAACUGAGGAAUUCUCGACACCUCCUUCCAGUCCCACAGCUGCUUCUGAUGAGAGUCCAGCAGUAACCAGUGCUUCAAGUUCCUUCUGGUUCCGAUGGGCAAAAGCUCCUUACCAACGAUCAACCUCAUCUAGUGAUAGUACUUCUGGCAACAAGACAGAGAGUAGUCAAGACCCAUUUGCUAUCCCUUCAGAUUAUGUUUGGAUUACUGCUGAAACAAAGAAAAAAAAGAUGGAAGAGAAGAACCGAGCUAAGAAAGGGAAAAACAAAGAGCAACCAAGUCUGGCUCAUUAAUUGGAGUGGUACGGUAUACAUAUUAGCUUGUGAAACAACUGACAAAACAGGAAUUCUUGAAGGGCAGAACAGCAUAUUCAUUUACCAUGUAGAUAGUAGGAGUGCUGACAAAGUUGGGAGAGAACUUUUCUGCUCUGUUGAAAGGAUUCAAAGUAUACUGCAAAUGUGGGUGUUUAACUAUAUACUACUAGAGUUGCAACUUUGCUGCAGUUGUAGUUCUUUACGCAAAGUUUGCAUGCAGUUGAUUUAUAACGAAAGGGAACUAAGUUGAUUUCUCAUUGCAUUCUUUUCGAUUGGUAUAUUAUCAAUCAAAUAAUCACGCUGCUUUUGUAUUGGAGAAAAGGAGCACUGUUGUUUGCAAAUUUCUGCUGAAUCCAAUAUCGGCUUUGGAAAUUAGUAUGCUUUGUUCUUGGUUCAAUAAGCUUACUAGAAAUCAUUUCAUAUCAUCACUUAUCAACCUCACAUUUUACACAA
Messenger RNA from Chenopodium quinoa (quinoa), 3331 nucleotides. RefSeq names its product ankyrin repeat domain-containing protein 13C-like. The record is from RefSeq and is a predicted model, not a curated record. Lineage: Eukaryota; Viridiplantae; Streptophyta; Magnoliopsida; Caryophyllales; Amaranthaceae. Gene Ontology annotation, cellular component: cytoplasm. The coding region runs from base 875 to 2857 and encodes 660 amino acids. Gene Ontology annotation, molecular function: protein binding. The transcript is spliced from 2 exons.